CAUAAUAAAUAUGUAAAUAUUUCCGUCUGGUUGUGAGCUCUUUCUGCUGUAUUUCAGAAUGGAGGAGUGCGGUGUGUUUUUAUUGGGGCUUAUUAGGUUGAUGUGUUCGAUGUUGCUUCCUGGAUUGCUCAUCAGUGGCGUUAUGAUACUUUUUCUUGUGUUAUUUCUGUGUGGUGUUCACUUGUGGAUCAAGCAAAAGAAGCAGCAGCAGCAGUUCAUCACAGGAAAUGCUGGAGUAAUCCACCCAAUCGUGGCCUUUUUCCACCCGUACUGUAAUGCUGGAGGUGGAGGAGAGCGAGUCUUGUGGUGUGCAUUGAGAGCAUUGCAGUCUAGGUACAGGGAUGCUACAUACGUGAUUUAUACAGGUGAUCAGGGUGUCACUGGAGAACAGAUAAUAGAUGGUGCGUAUAGAAGAUUCCAUAUCAAACUACCAAGGCCUGUGAAGUUUGUUUUCUUAAAAAAGCGCUACUUGGUAGAAGCCAGUCUAUAUCCUCACUUUACUUUAUUAGGACAAAGCAUUGGAUCCAUUUUCCUUGGCUGGGAAGCACUUGCAAAAUGCAUACCGGAUAUUUACAUUGACUCCAUGGGCUAUGCAUUCACUCUCCCUUUGUUUAAGUAUUUAGGAGGAUGCCAUGUUGGCUGCUAUGUUCAUUACCCUACUAUUAGUAUGGACAUGCUUUCAGUGGUAAGAGACAGGAGAGAAAGGUUCAACAAUGUGUCUGUCAUUUCAAAGAAUCCUGUUUUAAGUAAAGUGAAACUCCUUUAUUAUUAUAUGUUUGCUUAUUUAUAUGGCUUAGUUGGAUCAUGCAGUGAUGUCAUUAUGGUAAAUUCUACAUGGACUGAGAAUCACAUUCUUGGGUUGUGGAAGUCAAGAGACCGCACUAGUGUUGUAUACCCACCAUGUGAUGUUAAGACAUUCCUUGACAUUCCUUUGGAUGAUGGGAAAAGCAGAGCUCAACAGACCAUUGUUUCUGUUGGCCAGUUCAGACCUGAAAAGGAUCACCCUUUGCAGAUUAGAGCUUUCAGAAAACUGCUGGACAGUAAAGAUGCCAAGCAGAGAUCUGCAUUAAAACUCAUCCUGAUUGGAGGUUGUCGAAACCAAGAUGAUGAAUCGCGUGUGUUUUGCCUCAAAGACCUAUGUGAGAAGCUAGGAGUCAAAGAAAAUGUGGAGUUUAAAAUAAAUAUUCCUUUUGAGGAACUGAAGCAAUACCUGGCAGAAGCAGUGAUUGGAUUACAUACUAUGUGGAAUGAGCAUUUUGGUAUUGGGGUGGUUGAAUGUAUGGCGGCAGGAACAGUCAUUCUAGCACACAAUUCCGGAGGUCCAAAAUUAGACAUAGUCAUUCCUUAUGAAGGAGGACAGACUGGGUUUCUGGCUGAUGAUGAAGAUAGCUUUGCUGCUGCUAUGGACAGUAUUCUGUCACUCAGUCCAGAAAAGCGACUGGAGAUCAGGCAAAAUGCUCGUCUGUCUGUGAGCAGGUUUUCAGACCAAGAGUUUGAAGACCAUUUUCUGAUGAUUGUUGAGUCUUUAAUUACUUCAAAGUAAUUCUGGAUGACAUAUUUUGACAGUAUGCCAGUAUACACGGAGACUUCUCUGCUGAUCAUGUUUAGCAGUGCUAGCAGACUGCAUGCAGUACUUCUCAGUGGUGGGAUAAUAAGGAUAUUGUUCUUCUGUGAAGACGGUGAAAUAUAGUAGCAGCUUUAUUUACUAAUAUACAGUCAUCAGACUUUUUACAGUUUCAAGAUUUACACUUAAUUGAAAUGAUUCGACUUUCAUCUUUGUUCUUGAAUCUGUAUCAGAGAUUAAGCAAUAUUCAGACUUAAUCAUAUUAAAUGCAAACUUAUCUGAAUGUUUUGCGUAACAAAA
Molecule: messenger RNA, 1864 nt
Organism: Protopterus annectens (West African lungfish)
Lineage: Eukaryota; Metazoa; Chordata; Ceratodontiformes; Protopteridae
Gene: ALG11
Product: ALG11 alpha-1,2-mannosyltransferase
Exons: 4
Coding region: 59-1543 (494 amino acids)
Biological process (GO): protein N-linked glycosylation
Cellular component (GO): endoplasmic reticulum membrane
Molecular function (GO): GDP-Man:Man(3)GlcNAc(2)-PP-Dol alpha-1,2-mannosyltransferase activity
Source: RefSeq, a predicted model, not a curated record